CGGAACUUAAGGGCGUCGCGUGCACAAAACCCGGAAGCCACUCGAACUUGACCUGCAAUUCUUUCCGUGUCGUUCAGCAGCACUAGAGAACUACGCAAUGCGACAUAUCUUAUCCAAGUCUCUUGCAUAUGUUCGUGAAACGGGGAUGCCACUAGACUAGAAGCUCGUGUGCUGGCGGCAUCGCUCGACCUUUCGGCCUCGGUGCUACCUAUAGAAGCCGCGAUGCUUAGCAUCCAGCGGCAUAUAGCUUAGGUUUCCAUUCCGCCACGCAGCAUAAUUUUGGGUCAACGCAGCGACGGAGAUGACGUCGUCCCCCCGCGCCUCGGAUCGGCUUGUAUCGAUGCGGUCGAUGGAGCGCCUUUUCAGACAGCCCGCUGUCCAUGCAACGCUUUUCGAGGACAGAGUGUAUGGGCACGACGACUGGACCAAGCACCGCAACGCGGCGUGGCGGCACCGAAUUGAGCCCGUGGUGUUCGCUCGUGUGGCGGUCGGGUUCGGCUGGCAGCUACUGCUGGUGUUCCUGGUGUCCAUCGCUGUGGGCCUGGUCUACACCUUUGUGCCGGGCCUCGACACGCGCCUGGCGGGCGCCCAGCUCACAACCCCCUUCACGUGAGUGGACCACCGCAUGGCACUGCGUAGCGUGCGUGUGUUAAGGGGAGCACCAGGGAGUGUGCGUGUGUUAAGAGGAGCACCAGGGAGUGUGCGUGUGUUAAGAGGAGCACCAGGGAGUGUGCGUGUGUUAAGAGGAGCACCAGGGAGUGUGCGUGUGUUAAGAGGAGCACCAGGGAGUGUGCGUGUGUUAAGAGGAGCACCAGGGAGUGUGCGUGUGUUAAGAGGAGCACCAGGGAGUGUGCGUGUGUUAAGAGGAGCACCAGGGAGUGUGCGUGUGUUAAGAGGAGCACCAGGGAGUGUGCGUGUGUUAAGGGGAGCACCAGGGAGUGUGCGUGUGUUAAGAGGAGCACCAGGGAGUGUGCGUGUGUUAAGAGGAGCACCAGGGAGUGUGCGUGUGUUAAGGGGAGCACCAGGGAGUGUGCGUGUGUUAAGAGGAGCACCAGGGAGUGUGCGUGUGUUAAGGGGAGCACCAGGGAGUGUGCGUGUGUUAAGAGGAGCACCAGGGAGUGUGCGUGUGUUAAGAGGAGCACCAGGGAGUGUGCGUGUGUUAAGAGGAGCACCAGGGAGUGUGCGUGUGUUAAGGGGAGCACCAGGGAGUGUGCGUGUGUUAAGAGGAGCACCAGGGAGUGUGCGUGUGUUAAGGGGAGCACCAGGGAGUGUGCGUGUGUUAAGAGGAGCACCAGGGAGUGUGCGUGUGUUAAGGGGAGCACCAGGGAGUGUGCGUGUGUUAAGAGGAGCACCAGGGAGUGUGCGUGUGUUAAGGGGAGCACCAGGGAGUGUGCGUGUGUUAAGGGGAGCACCAGGGAGUGUGCGUGUGUUAAGAGGAGCACCAGGGAGUGUGCGUGUGUUAAGGGGAGCACCAGGGAGUGUGCGUGUGUUAAGAGGAGCACCAGGGAGUGUGCGUGUGUUAAGAGGAGCACCAGGGAGUGUGCGUGUGUUAAGGGGAGCACCAGGGAGUGUGCGUGUGUUAAGAGGAGCACCAGGGAGUGUGCGUGUGUUAAGGGGAGCACCAGGGAGUGUGCGUGUGUUAAGGGGAGCACCAGGGAGUGUGCGUGUGUUAAGAGGAGCACCAGGGAGUGUGCGUGUGUUAAGAGGAGCACCAGGGAGUGUGCGUGUGUUAAGGGGAGCACCAGGGAGUGUGCGUGUGUUAAGAGGAGCACCAGGGAGUGUGCGUGUGUUAAGAGGAGCACCAGGGAGUGUGCGUGUGUUAAGAGGAGCACCAGGGAGUGUGCGUGUGUUAAGAGGAGCACCAGGGAGUGUGCGUGUGUUAAGAGGAGCACCAGGGAGUGUGCGUGUGUUAAGAGGAGCACCAGGGAGUGUGCGUGUGUUAAGGGGAGCACCAGGGAGUGUGCGUGUGUUAAGAGGAGCACCAGGGAGUGUGCGUGUGUUAAGAGGAGCACCAGGGAGUGUGCGUGUGUUAAGAGGAGCACCAGGGAGUGUGCGUGUGUUAAGGGGAGCACCAGGGAGUGUGCGUGUGUUAAGAGGAGCACCAGGGAGUGUGCGUGUGUUAAGAGGAGCACCAGGGAGUGUGCGUGUGUUAAGAGGAGCACCAGGGAGUGUGCGUGUGUUAAGAGGAGCACCAGGGAGUGUGCGUGUGUUAAGAGGAGCACCAGGGAGUGUGCGUGUGUUAAGAGGAGCACCAGGGAGUGUGCGUGUGUUAAGAGGAGCACCAGGGAGUGUGCGUGUGUUAAGAGGAGCACCAGGGAGUGUGCGUGUGUUAAGGGGAGCACCAGGGAGUGUGCGUGUGUUAAGAGGAGCACCAGGGAGUGUGCGUGUGUUAAGAGGAGCACCAGGGAGUGUGCGUGUGUUAAGGGGAGCACCAGGGAGUGUGCGUGUGUUAAGAGGAGCACCAGGGAGUGUGCGUGUGUUAAGAGGAGCACCAGGGAGUGUGCGUGUGUUAAGAGGAGCACCAGGGAGUGUGCGUGUGUUAAGAGGAGCACCAGGGAGUGUGCGUGUGUUAAGAGGAGCACCAGGGAGUGUGCGUGUGUUAAGGGGAGCACCAGGGAGUGUGCGUGUGUUAAGAGGAGCACCAGGGAGUGUGCGUGUGUUAAGAGGAGCACCAGGGAGUGUGCGUGUGUUAAGAGGAGCACCAGGGAGUGUGCGUGUGUUAAGAGGAGCACCAGGGAGUGUGCGUGUGUUAAGAGGAGCACCAGGGAGUGUGCGUGUGUUAAGAGGAGCACCAGGGAGUGUGCGUGUGUUAAGAGGAGCACCAGGGAGUGUGCGUGUGUUAAGAGGAGCACCAGGGAGUGUGCGUGUGUUAAGAGGAGCACCAGGGAGUGUGCGUGUGUUAAGAGGAGCACCAGGGAGUGUGCGUGUGUUAAGGGGAGCACCAGGGAGUGUGCGUGUGUUAAAAGGAGCACCAGGGAGUGUGCGUGUGUUAAAAGGAGCACCAGGGAGUGUGCGUGUGUUAAGAGGAGCACCAGGGAGUGUGCGUGUGUUAAGAGGAGCACCAGGGAGUGUGCGUGUGUUAAGAGGAGCACCAGGGAGUGUGCGUGUGUUAAGAGGAGCACCAGGGAGUGUGCGUGUGUUAAGAGGAGCACCAGGGAGUGUGCGUGUGUUAAGGGGAGCACCAGGGAGUGUGCGUGUGUUAAGAGGAGCACCAGGGAGUGUGCGUGUGUUAAGAGGAGCACCAGGGAGUGUGCGUGUGUUAAGAGGAGCACCAGGGAGUGUGCGUGUGUUAAGGGGAGCACCAGGGAGUGUGCGUGUGUUAAGAGGAGCACCAGGGAGUGUGCGUGUGUUAAGGGGAGCACCAGGGAGUGUGCGUGUGUUAAGAGGAGCACCAGGGAGUGUGCGUGUGUUAAGGGGAGCACCAGGGAGUGUGCGUGUGUUAAGAGGAGCACCAGGGAGUGUGCGUGUGUUAAGGGGAGCACCAGGGAGUGUGCGUGUGUUAAGGGGAGCACCAGGGAGUGUGCGUGUGUUAAGAGGAGCACCAGGGAGUGUGCGUGUGUUAAGGGGAGCACCAGGGAGUGUGC
Chlamydomonas reinhardtii is the source of this 3584-nucleotide messenger RNA. RefSeq lists its product as uncharacterized. NCBI's taxonomy places the organism in Eukaryota, Viridiplantae, Chlorophyta, Chlorophyceae, Chlamydomonadales, Chlamydomonadaceae. The transcript has 4 exons. Bases 302 to 613 code for a protein of 103 amino acids. The record is from RefSeq and is a predicted model, not a curated record.